Molecule: messenger RNA, 4536 nt
Organism: Amyelois transitella
Lineage: Eukaryota; Metazoa; Arthropoda; Insecta; Lepidoptera; Pyralidae
Gene: Hex-A
Product: hexokinase type 2
Exons: 9
Coding region: 202-1554 (450 amino acids)
Biological process (GO): intracellular glucose homeostasis; glycolytic process; glucose 6-phosphate metabolic process
Cellular component (GO): cytosol; mitochondrion
Molecular function (GO): glucokinase activity; fructokinase activity; mannokinase activity
Source: RefSeq, a predicted model, not a curated record
AGUGCCCCGCGUGUUUCAGACAGUCGCAACUCAUACCACAUCGUAUACCUUUCACUUCGCACGGCUUCCGAUACCGGUAUUCGCGAGAACGCGGAUAUCUUCGCUAAACCAGUGUUACUAUAUGCCAGCACGCUGUGGACGCCAACGUUACUCGUUCAUCACCUUUUAUCUCAGUCGUCGCGACUGACAAGACAAAUCGAUAUGCGUCAAGCGAGAGAUAUUAUUCGCGAAGAAUGCGAAAUACUACAUAUGACAGACAAGCAGCUCAGAGAAAUUAUGACUAGACUACAUAACGAUCUAGUAAAAGGACUUAGUAAAGAUACUCAUCCUACGGCGACUGUAAAAUGUUGGUUAACUUACAUACAAGACUUGCCAAAUGGAAAAGAACGUGGAAAAUUCCUCGCAUUAGAUCUAGGGGGCACAAACUUCAGAGUUCUUAUAAUAAACUUGGGAGAAAAUCAUUUCGAUAUGCAGUCGAAAAUUUAUGCCAUACCUAAUCACAUCAUGACCGGAACAGGCAUCGCUUUAUUUGAUCAUAUAGCAGAGUGCUUAGCUAAUUUCAUGAAGGAACAUAAUGUAUAUGAAGAAAGGUUGGCUCUUGGAUUCACUUUUAGUUUUCCUCUAAAACAAAUGGGUCUCACGAAAGGAAUCCUGCAACGUUGGACCAAAGGCUUCUCAUGCAGCGGCGCUAUUGGAGAAGACGUUGUUCAAGGAUUAAAAGAUGCUAUUGCAAGGAGAGGAGAUGUACAGAUUGACAUUUGCGCUAUUCUCAAUGACACGACGGGAACUCUAAUGUCCUGCGCGUGGAAAAACCACAACUGCAAAAUAGGACUCAUCGUUGGUACUGGAAGCAACGCCUGCUACGUGGAGAAGACAGGCCAGUGCGAAUUGUUUGAAGGCGACAUGUCCAAGUCGGAUAUGCUGAUCAACACGGAAUGGGGCGCUUUUGGAGACGACGGUGCUCUAGACUUCGUAAGAACCGAGUUCGAUAGGGAGGUCGACUCCAACUCCAUCAACCCUGGAAAACAGAUCCAAGAAAAAAUGAUAUCAGGAAUGUACAUGGGGGAGUUGGUACGACUGGCGCUGGUCAAAUUCACCAGGAUGGGUUUGCUCUUCGGGGGACGAGGGUCCGACCUUCUGUUCCAGAGGAACAGCUUCUACACCAAAUAUGUAUCUGAGAUCGAGUCCGACAAACCCGGAGACUUUACCAGCUGUAUGGAUGUACUGGAGGAACUCGGGUUAUCACACGCGACGGAGGCGGACAUGGCCGCGGUGCGACACGUGUGCGAGUGCGUGUCGCGUCGCGCCGCUCACUUGGUGUCGGCCGGAAUCGCCACCCUGCUCAACAAGAUGAACGAACCUAGAGUCACCGUAGGCAUUGAUGGCUCUGUCUACCGCUUCCACCCACAUUUCCACACGCUCAUGUGCGAAAAGAUAGCGCAGUUGGUCCAACCUGGUAUUUCAUUUGAUCUGAUGCUGUCAGAAGACGGCAGCGGGCGUGGCGCCGCGCUGGUAGCGGCGGUGGCUUGUCGCGAGAGCCUAGGAUGCGCGUAGGCUCUCCAACAACAUUUCAUCGAGACGACCCAUUUCUGUGAACCAAAAAUGUCACACGAGACACGAAACGCACCUUCACUACGCCAAUUGCACCAGAAAUGAGUAAUCUAUAAUAAAAUAGGCACACCUACUUUAAAUUUGAACAGCUGCAAGCAAUGGCGUAGUGAAAUGCAUUAGUGUUAUUAUUUUGGUGAUAUAUGUAUGUAUAUAUGUUCACGAGUUACGUUACAUAUGCCGUAAAAGCCGAAUUUCUUCUAAGCUUUUAAUUUUAUUAUCGUGACACUAGAAAGUAUUACAUCAGCCAAUUACGGAUUAUUCCUUCUUUUGUGAAAUGUUACUUAUUACGUACUAUUUUAUAUUUAUACUAUUUUGGUGAGAAUAAGUAACCGUGAAUAAUGGCCCAAAAUUUGAUAUUUCCGGGUUCCACGAUGAUUGAUUGGUUAGUUGCUUUAAUAGUUUGCUUUUAGGUUGAUAAUAUUAGUUCGUUUGUAUUGAUACUCUGAAAUGGUGUCACGAUUCGUGCAAGUAAUCGCGUAACUAAUUGGGCGUAGAACUAGUUGUAGUCAUACAACAACGGUAUGGCUUGUACAUUUUUAUUUGAAAACAAAGUACAGGUACCUUCUCUUCUCAGGGAAAUCCAAAGGUUACUUUUAUACAUAGUAAUGCUAAUGGAGAUAGGCACUGAGUUACAGUAACUUGGUCGACGUCUUUUAUAUCAAAUUAGGGUUCAGGUGUACUUACAUAUGAAAACCUGUCUAGUCACAAAAAGGUUAUAGGAGUUUGCUACUUAAUUAUUGAUAUAUACUUCUGUCUAUAGACGUUUUCAUAUAUUUUGUCCCGUUACAUACUUAAUCUGGUAUACAAACAAGACUGAUUUUUGAUCAUUUUUAAAAAUAAUCAUUCACAAAUAAAAGUAAAACAAUGAAAACACUAUAGAUUUCAAAUUUUUAUGUCGGUAAAAAUGCAAAUACGCAUCUUUCGCGAUUCGAGUGCCUAUCUUAGCCAACAAAAGUAGGUAUUUGGCUAAAUCCUUCAAUAGCUUUCAGUGACUACAUUGUUGCGAUAUUUAGCAAUAAGUUGUUUUAAUUUUAAUUAAUAAUAGAAAGAUCUUGUUAUUUUUAAACAAUAAAAUAUACGUAUGUACUUAGAAGAGAUACCUACAGUAAUUAAUACACGUGGACAAACAUUUGCUAUUUGCAAUAAAAAUAAAAGCACGAUUGUUUUUCUGUAUACACUAAAUGUACAAAAUGUGAAAACGAAAACGACGAUUGUUUUUGGAAAACUUAUUAUUUAUCUACCUAGAUUAAAAUAUAGCAAAGAGGUAAAAUGUAAUUAAUUUUUAUACACAGCUAUUUGUAUUAAUAAUAAUAAGUUACAUUAUUAUGCACAGAAAACGGCACAUAAAUACGCCACUAUAUUUUGACUGUAGCAUUAUACGCGUGAUUUUUAUUCAAGUUCUACCACAAUAACACGAAUCACCUGUGGUGUGUAAAAAUUAGUUCAAGUAAAUAAAAUCCUAUGUCCAUUGGGUAGUUCUGCAGCACCGGUGCUGAUAUUCAAAACAACAGAAAAUGAUGCCAAAUAUCUCGAGUGAAACCUUGCAGCAAAAUCACUCUGAAAUAUCUUACGCUAAUAAAAAAUAACAACCAUGUAGGAACCUGUUCGUGUUAGGUGGUUCCUCUUUAAAAUCACAUUAGGUAUGCAUGUAGUGUAUCAUUUUGAUCAUUCCAUUUAUGGAUCACAAAGUUUUAGUAUAAUUUGUAGCUUUUACGGAAACAGUUUGAUAUCACCAUUCUCGAAAGUUCGCGAAGUGGAAAUAUAGAAUCGUUUAAAAUAAAUUAUUGGAAUCUAAGAUUGUUGUUAUCUAAGUGUUUUGAUAUUUUACUGUGAUAGAACUAGGACUAUAUUUAUGAUGGAAAAAAACUUUUUCUCUUAUAAUGAUAUUUUUUUCCUACGACAUUAUCAUUUAUCGGUUAAAAAUAUUAACGGAAAUAGGAAAGUACACGCAAGUUUUAUUUGGUUCUUGCUACGUGUAUUUAUUUUACACACAAAUUCAUCCUAAAUGUUCUUUUACUUCAUGUCGGACAAAUAUUAGUCAUUUGAAAUUACUGUAAGUUACAUCCCACACAAGAAUAUGUAUAGUUCCUAGAUUUUAUUAAUAGGUGCAUUUUGUUUAAUUAAUCUGUUUGUCAAUAUUUCUUUGUUGCAUGCUAUUUUAUGUAUGUAUGUAACAGUUAAAAUUAAGCAUAGUUUUAGAUAUUAUUUACAUUAUAUUUAUAAUUCAUAGAUAUUAUUGUUUUAUAUUAUUUCUUAUGAAUCUGAAUAUAUAUUAUUUGAUGAAUGUUAAAACCCUAUUAUUAUUCAAAGUUCAAAAUGAUUAAGACCAUCUUUGAAAGAUUAAUGAGAUAAGAGAAAUAACAAUAUUUAGUCCGAAAAAUAUAUAUUUUAUUAUUGACAUACAAACUUUUAUUUGCUCAAAUUGAGGUGGAAAUGGAGUACCUACCAUACAUACGAAAUAUUUGACAUUGAAAAAUAUUGUUGUAAUUGUUAUGAAUUCAAAAGUAUAGAGCUGUCAGUCAGUCAGUGUACUGAUUAUGGAUUAUUAGUCUGCUCAGAGCGCAAGAGGGUCGGCACUGAUAAUAUGAAAAUAUACAAAUAAAUGUAUGUCUGAAAUAAUUCACGGGUAAAUUACUAAGUAGUAAGUUCAACAAAACUUACAGUACAUAUCAGAAUAUUAUACUCCUAUGAUUUUGAAAACAGUAAGUCCAAGUAGUUGAAACGUCGAUCCACAGAUAUAGCCUAAAGCUGCAGAUAUUAUCACUCAUAGUGAAAUUGAAUGUUAUUUUUAAGUUUUAUAUAUAAUUCAACUGGAAAGAUUUUUAUUGAGUAACUUUAGGAAGUUUAUUGCAAAAACUAAUGUAGCUCUACCCUUGUAAAGCUAUUAGCAAUGUUACUUAAUCAUGAAUAAAUUUAUAUUGAGAA